AUGGGGAACACCGACUCGAAAUCAAGUUCGAUUCUGCUGAACCAUUGCAUUGCCCUGGUUCGACCGGACGACGCAGUCGCGGCCCCGGUCUCGCUAUCUCCCUCCCCGACUCCCUCACCUUCUCUCUCCAGCACCAGUGCUGCUGAUCCCUUGAGCGUGAACCUGGCGAUCUUCAGACUGGACCCCGGUCCGGACCUCGACGCCCUGCUCAGCGGCAAACCGGGCGUCCCGCUCGACGUUGACGCCGUGUUCAACGAGUUCUACCUUGAUUUCAUCUCCAUGGACGUCCAGGACUUCCGCAUCAACUCCAACUUCAAAAAAAUCCUGCACAUCAUCUCCAGUCUGAACCCGGCCAACUUCAACAACCUCAUCGUGUUUCUAUCGCUGUACAUCGUGCUGUCCGCGGACUGCCCGGCCGCCACCCGCUCAGGGCUGCACACGUCCGGGCUCAUCAACGCCAUCAAGACGCUGUCGAUUCUCAUGCCCAUCUACUACGACAGGUCUAGGUCCAGCACGCAGGACCAGUGCGACGUGUUCUGGGCCACGCAGCACGAGGCAGAGGCAGACGUAAAGCCCCUCCCCUUGCAAAACACCCUUCUGGGCGAAAAGCUGCUGUUGGCGAUUUUGAAACUGGCUUUCCAGACGGACUUCACCACGGCCACAACCGCCCAUGCGGCUCAACUGUGGGAAAUCGGCAUCCUGACCAACUCCAACAAGUACCGCUCGUUGCUGGGCACGCACUUGCAAUGGCACACUUUCGCCAACAGGCUGCUUCUUUUGCGCCUGUUGGCAGCUCUGUUCUCUUCGGACUUGUAUGCCUCCGCCGCGCAUACGGGCAAGCACGACGUCAACAUGUUUCUGGUCUACUGGUGCACGCAACUGCCCAAGGACAAAACCAUUCAGUUCACUUCUUCACUGCUCAACUGCAUUAUGCGGUUCGCUCUCAACAACAACAAGGAUUUCCACAGCUUGAAAACCAACUUCUUCAACUCCGACGCCACAGCAAACAACUGGCAGACCCUUUACUUCCAGUUCGUCCAGUCGUGUCUGCACGUCUUGAACCUCUCGCUGUCUUAUAAGGCCCAGAACAACAUCGUCACCAUCUUCCUCACGCAACUGCAGCGCGAGUACGAUUUGAAAUUGAUUUUGUCCAGUUUCAUCAAAAUCUUCAAAUACCCCAUUGAUCUCGCAAUAGAACAAGAAUCGAAUAUUUUCAAUUUCAGCAACAACCGCACGACCAAUCAUGUCGACACCACCAGAAGGAGAGCCGCAUCCGCCACCUCCAACGAUGGCGUAUCGUCUGCAUAUUCUUCACCGCCGAAUUCUUCCUCGUCUGCUAAUAGCAGCAAACCGCAAAAAAGGACCCAACUACCCAACAUCCACCCCUUGCUCAUUCCUAUGACCCUUCUCACAACAAGUUUGAUUGAUUGCAACAAAUCCUUCCAAAACUAUUUCGCCGAUAAGUUUGCCAAUCGAUUCAUCAUAUUCGCCAUCUAUUACUUGAAGUAUUACGAUUUUUCGUCUUCGUCUUCCUUCUCGUGCUCUUUAUCCGCAACAAACUCAAAUUCUUCCACAGGAAAUGGCCCAUCCAGUGAUACGAUUGACGAGCAUUCUGUAGCCGAAUUGAACGAAAAUAGCAUUUCUCAAAUCCUGCUACCAUUGCUCAACCAUCUUCUAUUGAUUUUGACUUCCAAAAAGCUUGUUCUUUUCAAAAUGUUACAAACUUUUAACCUGAAUUACUACACGAACAGUCUGCCAAACUUUUAUAAACUCACCAACAUCAACGGGGACAUCAAUAACUUGACAUUCAGAGAUUUCACUAUCAUUCAAUUAUCGAACUUGAUUCUGGAAAACAUUAAGUUCAACUUGCAACCAAACCCGAUUUUCUAUGAGUUGAUCUACAAUCUACUACCCAUCAAUGACGAGAUUUUGACCAGUUCUCUCAAGAAUGACGACUCGCACAAUGAUUUGAUCCUUUUAUCAGCGAAGAAAAAAUUCACACAAUCACCAAACACUACAUCCAGCCACAUACCUUCAUCAAAGUUAUCCUAUAAUGCUGCAAUGUCCUUACUUUACAUUCUUUCCAAAUCAUCAAAUAAAGUUUAUCUGACCACUUAUGCAACACCUCUGUUCAAGACAAAGGAAAUACCAUAUAUGAUAUCGCCAGGUUUCAAAAUGGAUUUAUUAUCACUACUAUUAAGGUCAAUCACAAUCUUCGUGAACUUGUAUUUCGAAGAUGCAGAGAAUUUGCUGUUUGCUAUGUCAAGACAUCAAUCGAUCUGUCACCAGAUUAACGAUUCCAUAAAUUCCAUUUCCAAGGCUUUAAACAUGAACCCGAAUUCAAAUUUGCAUGUCAUGAACUUGAAAGAAAUGGGCUUCAAUAGGAAAGUCCAAUGGAAGGAUUUCUACCAAUUCGAUGAGAUUACCGAUCUACCUCAAGUUAAGCUACACUCAUUUUCAAACCAACAGCAACAGUCACAACAACAGAACCAAAAUGACAGUCAGGGUCAUAAUCAAAACGAAGACCAAGGUCAAGAUAAUGAAUCUCCAGCACCCUAUUUGCUUUUCGAUCCGUCUUCGCUAAACAAUGAAACGUUGAGCACAUCUAACCAUUCAACACACCCGAACCAUGAUAAGAGCUACGAAGUCAUCGCUUUCAUUGAUUAUAGGUCGGAUUCCAAUUUGAACUUACAACAUCAACUAAAAUACUGGCCACAUAGACCUCAAUGGCCUACUCAAUUGACGUUUACACACAAAUGUAAAAAUUUCAAGUACGAAAAUUUCGACGAAGUUUGGUCUGGUAUGGUUUAUUUGCAAAACUUUUCGCGAUUAAUCAAACAUGUUUUAUCGAAAAUUCCUGAAAUUCCAAGAAUCAAAUCGGUGCAGUAUUUUGAAACUUUAGCAAAAUUGUCAGCUUUGAAGUCUGACAUAUUGACUACAAUUCGCCCCCAACUACCACUCGACAUCCAAAGAAUGACGACUUUUCAACCUUUAUCAAUGCAUAUCAAUGACGAUUUAUUGGUGUGGUUCCAUAUUAUCACGUGGGCCAACAUUUUCACGCAAACGUCAUUCAAAUAUGAGGAAAGCCCAUCACCCGAGUUAAGGCACUUUGAAUCUUUGUUAGACAUAAACAUUGACGAAAGUGACAAUAAUAAUACUAUUUCAAGACCAACAACCGAUCGUUUGGGGUACAUACGGAGAUCGAGAGGCCAAUCAUCUGUAAGCUUAGAGAGAACAAUCAGCGCUGGAUCGGGUGUAGGAGCUCCAACAACUCCUUUGAAUAGAACAAAGAGUAACGGAAGUGGCACUUUAAUCAAUCAUAUCUUGCAAAACACAACUCAAAACCAUUUCCAUCAUUUAAGAUCAUCUUCAUCUUCGUCCUCUAUUGCUUUAGAGAGAACUAUUUCUAACAGUUCCGUGACAAGAAACAGGCCAAAUAAUUCUCAACAUGCUGUUUCUGAAACCGAUAACAACAAUAGCAGCAAUAAUAAAAAUAUUAACAACAAUAAUAACAAUGGUGGAUUCUCCUUCUUCAAAUGGAAAUGGGGAGGCAAUAGCAAUAACGGUAACAACAAUGAUUCAAGCAGUGGUCAAGCAAAUGCAAAUUCGAGCACACCAAACACCGCUGAUAACUUAAAUAGUUAUAUGCUGGAUGAAGAAAUCAGCGCGGGUGUAGUGAAUAAUAUAAUCGAGAGUAACAUUUGGGUUGGAACUGAUAUCCGACUCUUUAGGGUUGGAGACUUCAAAAAGGAAUCGUUUUCAUUUCUGGAAAUGACGUCUUCCUUUUUCAAGAAAUUUAAGUUCACAAACAGCGAUAAUGAUAAUUACAAUAAUAACGAAAUUGAUGAUAAUGCACAGUUGAGAUAUACUUCUAGAGGGUUGUACAGAUAG
Molecule: messenger RNA, 3891 nt
Organism: Saccharomyces eubayanus
Lineage: Eukaryota; Fungi; Ascomycota; Saccharomycetes; Saccharomycetales; Saccharomycetaceae
Gene: ECM30
Product: Ecm30p
Exons: 1
Coding region: 1-3891 (1296 amino acids)
Cellular component (GO): Golgi trans cisterna; membrane; Golgi medial cisterna
Source: RefSeq, a predicted model, not a curated record